AUGGAGAAUAUCUCCCAUCUCCUCGCCGCGCUUGGCCCAGAGGUCGACGAUGUAGACGAGGAAUCCUUCCUCAUCUUCUCGGAACCCAUCCCCUCCGCCAACCUGGGCAUGAUCGAUCCCCGAGCACCCUCCGUCGAGAUCUCAAUCCACGAUCAGGACUACACCGUCCAUCAAUCGCCCACAGUUCUCUCUUCCGCUCGGGCCGGCGGCACCACCGGUGCAGUCCUCUGGAAGAUCACUCCCCUCUUCGCAGAAUGGAUCUCCGCCCACCAAUCCAAUCCCCUCUGGACGCAUUCCCUGCUCUCGUCGUCCUCCACCGUCGUCGAGCUGGGCUGCGGCAUCUCCGGCCUCAUGGCCCUGGCCCUGGCGCCGUCUGUUCGGCACUACCUCGCCACAGACCAGGAAUACGUCCGUCGUCUUCUGCGCCAGAACUUAGAGACGAAUGCCUCGGUAUCAGUGUCGAGAACCACCUCGUCGAAUCCAAAGGGGGGCAAGGGUAAGAAGAAACAACCCACGAGAACAGAGAAAUCAAAGUCGAAAUCAAAAUCAAGCCCCUCUUCUGCUGCUGCUCCUGCUGCUCCACCCAAUAUCGCAUUCACCACUCUCGACUGGGAAACCGACCUCGCGACCUCCUUGAAAGAUAGCCUCCAGCAAGAUGAAGACGAUGGCGAGUACAGCCCCUCCUCGAAGGCAGAAAGAGACGAAGUAGAAGAAGAGGAUAAAGGCUUCGACCUACUCAUCUCCUGCGACUGCAUCUACAACGAAGCCCUCGUGGCUCCCUUUGUGCGGACCUGCGCGGACAUCUGCCGUCUACGACCUGUCUACCGAGCCCAGGAUAAUGAUAACGAUAAAGGCGACGGUGAUAGCUCACAGACAUCCCGACUACCCACGAUCUGUCUCAUUGCGCAGCAGCAGCGGUCACCGGAUGUCUUUGAGACGUGGUUGCGGGAGACGAUGCGCUUCUUUCGGGUCUGGAGAGUGAGUGAUGAAGUGGCCGGGGAGAAGCUGCGGGUGGGAUCAGGGUAUUUGGUGCAUUUGUUGUUGUUGAGGGGAGAUGCUGCGGAGGAAGGAUUGUAG
Messenger RNA from Aspergillus affinis, 1077 nucleotides. RefSeq names its product S-adenosylmethionine-dependent methyltransferase. The coding region runs from base 1 to 1077 and encodes 358 amino acids. The transcript is spliced from 3 exons. NCBI's taxonomy places the organism in Eukaryota, Fungi, Ascomycota, Eurotiomycetes, Eurotiales, Aspergillaceae. The record is from RefSeq and is a predicted model, not a curated record.